AUGGAUUCAAAAAGAGAUCACUGUAAUAAGACUGUAGAAAUAUAUGAAGAUGUAUCAUCUCCGCCGGUGACACCAGAAAACUUCGGAAGAUCCCUCACUUGUACAUAUAGGUUUAGAGCUUUCCGAGGGUCACCGAAGGACUGGAUACUAAGGAUACGGUUCAAGAAAUUCAAAGUCGGCACUCUUAUAAAUGGGACUACGUGUCAUAAAGGAUAUAUGCAGAUAGUAGACGGCAACGCAAAAACCGACGUCUCCAACAGAAAAGAACCCGGUCUCUUUUGCGGAGAGAUUGAACAGCCGCAGACCUUCAUUUCGGAGACCAACUUCGUGAAGAUCGUCUUCCACGCUGACAACUUCACCGAUCAGACGUAUUUCAGUUUUGACUCAAGAGCGGAGCAGCAGUUCGAAGUAUACCUGCGCUACGGCCAGCAUCCAGAACUGUAUCCCAACAGGCGCGGAGAAGUUGUAGCGGGAUCGUACUGCGAGCGUGUGUUCCGGGAUUGUCGCCUUCAAACCUGCUAUGUCCAGUCAGCUGCGUAUCCUGGCGUGUAUCCCAGGAAUCUACACUGCAGAUAUCACCUGAACACCCGCCUGCCUUACAUAAAGCUGUACAUAGAGAACGAAGAGUUCAACAUAGACGGACAACGGUGCGAGAAUAUUAUGACAUGUCCAAUGCGGCCUAUCACUUCAGGUCCAGAAAACUGUCCAUACGACUACAUAAGGAUAUACGACGGCAAAGAUGAAUCGGCGUCCGUGAUCGGAACUUUCUGCGGCAUGGGAAAGUUCCCCUACUCCAUUAUCGGCACGUCGCAGGACUUGUUUGUGGAGUUCAUCAGUUCACCUGCGGGUCCAUUACUGAACACCGGCUUUCAUUUCAACGUGGGCAACUGGCCUGGGCACGUGGAAGCCCCUGGCUCGAAGAUCGGCAACUGCGACUGGCUUUUGACCGCUGAGUCACUGAAGAAGUCUGGAGACACUGAAGGCAUAUUCCUGUCGGUCGCUCACUGGUACCCUCCUCAUACGUCCUGCACAUACUUGAUGCAGGGUUUCCCUGGACAAGUCGUCAGGCUGUAUUUUCCAAGUUUCCGCAUAAACCGCAUCGAAUCACCCAUCGUGCCUUGGACGGGAGACUGUGGGGAAUCUCUCACCCUAUACGACGCCGCCAGACCGGAUGACGCGAAGAUCAUAAAGACCUUCUGCGACACAUUCAGCAGACCUAUGGAGAAGCAUGACUUCGUGUCUACGGGCAACGCCAUGUUCGUGAGAUUCGAGAGCAAGACUGGAAGUUAUAGCGGGUCAUCUUUAUACUACUGGGCGCAUUACGACUUCUUCAACAACACAAGAUUCGGAGAACCAAUACCUAACACCGCUUGCGACGAGGUCAUAGCCUCGUGGAAGCAGAGAGCUGGACGUCUAAGGUCUCCCCUCAAUACCCUGGUCUACAAACAGGCGCCACCGGGAGAAGAUGUCCACUGCUUGUACAGAUUAGUGACGGAUAAGAGAAUUUACGCGAGGGUUAUCUUGACCAUUUUCAGCGUCAACUUUAAGGAACAUCCGUACACACCUGUAACUUGUCAAAACUGUUACGAAGAUAGAGCUGAUAAAUUGAUAAUCUGGGAACCAUUCCAAGGUGGCAAACUUACGAAUACAUCGUUGGGUAUAACCACAACACCGUUGCCUUUACAUCUAGCGGUGCAAAGAUCUCUUGGUUCCUGCCUUUGUGCUAAACACGCUAAUUCCGUAACCCGAGCACGACCUUAUAGAGUAGUAUCGUCGGGAGAAACUCUAAACCUGCAACUCAUAGUUGAUAAUGCUCAUGCAGCAGCAUCAUACUUCAAAAAUCCAUCACCGCUGUUCGAAGCAAGAUAUGAAUUCGUACACGGUCCUUUAUGUGGCCCACCAGUUCUAGCUGCAGCUUUAGAUGGAGAAAUUGUAUACCCCCACUUAGAAGCAUUAGGGUAUACUGAACCUCCAAAAAGAAUUCAAUGCAUCUGGGACUUAGAAAUAGAGGAGAAGAGAGAUAUUUGGCUACAUUUUGACAGCAUUAAAUUUGCUUCACGCCAUUGCGACGAUGGCAACAUUCAAAUUUAUCUGCCAGGACGUAUUGAACCGUAUUUAUCGGUUUGUGGAGAAAACGUUUCUUUAGCUAAAGAGCUACCAAUCUUAUCGGCUGGAGAGUUAGGGUUUGAGUCCUUGGACGACCCACUAGUAAUGGAAAAGGAAAAAACCAGAUCCAUUAGAAUAGUUUUCAUCGGUAGUGCGUCUCCGGCACGUGCUACUUUCAAAAUCGCUUGGACUGGUCUUUAUCAUUUGCCCAAAAAUUCAGAUGGGACGUUAAUGACUUCGCGUUUGAUUGAAGGUGGUUCUGCUAUUUCUAAUUCUGGUCAUGGAUGCGAUUUUAUUUGUCCAGGUGAAGAAGCACUUUGUAUUCCAGCAAGGCUUAUUUGUAAUGGUGUCAUCAACUGUCCUAAUAUAACUUCAAGUGAGAGAAAGUUCUGGACAGCAGAAGAAAAAAACGCAAGGGAAGCUUACUCGGAAGACAGUUUGCGUCGUCUUGGUUAUUUAGAUUUGCUGAGUGGUAUUGCUCUUGGCCAGCUUCAUGAUGAGGCACCAGAAUUGUGUGCUGGAGCAAGAAGUCAAAGAGGUGGUGAUUGGUUGGCUCCAGUACUAGGAGCGGUUUUAGCUAUUGCUAUUGGAGCGUGUGCUUUAGCAGCUGCUUGGCGCCUUUGCUGCCGCAAGCGAUCUCCUGACGAGGAAUCUUUGGAUUACUGACAUGCGGCCCGCGGUGCUCCGCAUGCGCCGCCAACACUACAUUCUAGAUCCUCUUCAAGAGAUCUUCAUUUAGAUUGGAGUCUGCAUUGACAGUCGCUUUACUGAGCGCCAGAGCCCUCAUUUGUUAAAUUCUAAGGGACUUAUGAUCAUAAAACGAAUCUUUUGGAUAAAUGCACGAACGUAUUGAUAUUUUGUAGGAUGAUUUUUAUCGACUUAACUACGAUUUUAUACUUUGUUAUUAGCUAUAAAAUCUUAACUGAAUACGAUAUUAUUACUCUUAUGACAAAAUUAGACGGUUCAUUUCUCGUUAUAUAAACGAUGCCACUUCGAAUAUUAACAAAAUAAUUCAGCUUUAUUAUGGUUUAAGUUGCUAACUUCAAAAUGAUUGUUGUUGACCGGUCAUUAUUGUUUAUUUGCUACGAAUGAACCGUAUAAUUUAUUAAACUGCACUAUGCAGUACAUCGUCGAAAUAGGAUAUAUAAUUGUGAAAAAUAUUGGUUCCUUUUUCUUCACUUUCAUUGAUUGCAAUAGCCACCUCCGGUUCUUCUAUUUUUACUUCUUCGAUUUUUAUGAGGGUUUAAUCUAAGGCGCUCAAACCUGUUGUUUUAUAAUUAGUGUAUAUAGAUACUCUAACAUAGUAAUCCCUACAUUUAAUGGAUGCUUCAACGGAAUGAUUAUAGGUUAGUGACAAGGUGAUAGUAGUCGUAUAUUUUAAGUAUUUAUCAGAAUAGAGGUUGAUCAUUUUAUAAGUUAAUCGCAGAUAUCGAAUGUGCAUGUCUUUCGUGGAGCUGACUUAUUCAGUUGCCUUUUUUUAAUAAUACUGCUGUAAACUGGGAUCUAGCACUUCUUGUGACGCCGCUUAUGAGACGUUAGCGCCUGUAUUACAUAUUUUGGGCGUGUAAGAUCAAGUUUACUAUGUGUAUUCCCAAAUUUUCACUACACCGUAUUCACACUAUACAAAUGUCAUUGAAAAAAAACAUUAAGUCGA
Molecule: messenger RNA, 3760 nt
Organism: Pararge aegeria (speckled wood butterfly)
Lineage: Eukaryota; Metazoa; Arthropoda; Insecta; Lepidoptera; Nymphalidae
Exons: 12
Coding region: 1-2772 (923 amino acids)
Cellular component (GO): plasma membrane
Source: RefSeq, a predicted model, not a curated record